AUGGGGAAGUCGCAAUCGAAGCUGUCGCCUUCGCAGCUCGAGGAGUUGCAGAGGGCCACGCACUUUGACAAGAAAGAAUUACAACAAUGGUAUAAAGGCGAGUCCUCCGGCAUGAUUGACUUUAAAGAAUUCAUAUGCGCCUUAUCGAUCACGUCCCGAGGUCGAAUGGAAGACAAAUUAGAUUGGGCCUUUCAGCUGUACGAUAUCGAUGGUGACGGCAAAAUUAGCUACGAGGAAAUGCUAGCGAUUGUCGAAGCGAUAUAUAAAAUGGUGGGGUCCAUGGUAAAACUUCCUGAAGAUGAGGAUACGCCGGAGAAGCGCGUGAAGAAGAUCUUCCGAAUGAUGGACAAAGACGAAAACGGGAGUUUGGAUAUUGCCGAAUUCAAAGAAGGCAGCAAGCGCGACGAGACGAUCGUAAGCGCUUUGUCGCUUUACGACGGUCUUGUCUAA
Molecule: messenger RNA, 450 nt
Organism: Uncinocarpus reesii 1704
Lineage: Eukaryota; Fungi; Ascomycota; Eurotiomycetes; Onygenales; Onygenaceae
Product: neuronal calcium sensor 1
Exons: 4
Coding region: 1-450 (149 amino acids)
Cellular component (GO): membrane; intracellular membrane-bounded organelle; cytosol
Molecular function (GO): calcium ion binding
Source: RefSeq, a predicted model, not a curated record